Molecule: messenger RNA, 1739 nt
Organism: Phodopus roborovskii (desert hamster)
Lineage: Eukaryota; Metazoa; Chordata; Mammalia; Rodentia; Cricetidae
Product: seminal vesicle secretory protein 2
Exons: 3
Coding region: 23-1528 (501 amino acids)
Biological process (GO): sperm capacitation
Cellular component (GO): extracellular exosome
Source: RefSeq, a predicted model, not a curated record
GGGAAGGCCCCUUCUUGACAAGAUGGAGUCCUCGGUCUUCAUCCUUUUCCUGCUCCUCAUUCUGGAAAGACAGGCAGCUGUGGUUGGAUUCUAUGGCGGCGGCUUCACGAAAGGUGGCGGCUUCACGAGCAGUUCGUCAGAAUUUAUAAAAGGUCAUGUCAAUUACGGGCUCAAAGGAGGAAGUGAUGAUGCAGCUGAAGAAAGUGUUUUCAUGCAAACAAAACAUCAAGUAUAUGAGCAGGGGAAUGACAUGUCACAGGCACGUCAUUCACAAGAACAUGCAGGUGUAAAGGGGGCUGCACUUUGUCGCAAAGGACAAAUGUCCCAACUAAAAUCCCAAGAAUCCCAAGUAAAAUCCUUUGGACAAGUGAAAUCCCAUGAAUCUCAACUGAAAUCAUCCUACGGCCAACUAAAAUCCCAAAGUGCCCAAGUAAAGUCCUAUGGACAAGUGAAAUCCUAUGGACAAGUGAAAUCCCAUGAAUCUCAGCUGAAAUCAUCCUACGGCCAACUAAAAUCCCAAAGUGCCCAAGUAAAAUCCUAUGGUCAGUUAAAAUCCCAAAAUGCCCAACUGAAAUCCUAUGGUCAGUUAAAAUCCCAAGAUGCCCAACUGAAAUCCUAUGGUCAGUUAAAAUCCCAAGAUGCCCAACUAAAAUCCUUUGGCCAACGAAAAUCCUAUGGUGAAGGAGGUCAAGUAAAAUCCUAUGGUCAGCUAAAAUCCCAAAGUGCCCAACUAAAAUCCUAUGGUCAGCUAAAAUCCCAAGAUGCCCAACUAAAAUCCUAUGGUCAGCUAAAAUCCCAAGAUGCCCAACUAAAAUCCUAUGGUCAGCUAAAAUCCCAAGAUGCCCAACUAAAAUCCUAUGGUCAGCUAAAAUCCCAAAGUGCCCAACUAAAAUCCUAUGGUCAGCUAAAAUCCCAAGAUGCCCAACUAAAAUCCUAUGGUCAGCUAAAAUCCCAAGAUGCCCAACUAAAAUCCUAUGGUCAGCUAAAAUCCCAAGAUGCCCAACUAAAAUCCUAUGGUCAGCUAAAAUCCCAAGAUGCCCAACUAAAAUCCUAUGGUCAGCUAAAAUCCCAAGAUGCCCAACUAAAAUCCUAUGGUCAGCUAAAAUCCCAAGAUGCCCAACUAAAAUCCUAUGGUCAGCUAAAAUCCCAAGAUGCCCAACUAAAAUCCUAUGGUCAGCUAAAAUCCCAAGAUGCCCAACUAAAAUCUCUAAAGGGAUUUUCUCAACAAACUCAGCAUAAAGGAUUUGCUAUGAAUGAAGAAGUAUCACAAGUGCGUAAACAAUUUGAUGAAGAUGAAGACCAGUCUGUACAGCAAAAAUCUAGCCAACAGGCAAAAACAGAGGAAGACUUAUCCCAGUUUGGACAACAACGCCAAUUUGGACAAGAACGCACACAAUCCUAUAAGGGAUAUCUUGAACAAUACAAAAAGAAAUCACAAGACCACUAUCAACAAAGAAGAGAUUUUAAUCAAGAUAAUUAUUUUACAAAGGGAGGGGCAGACCUAUAUCAAGCUCAGCUUAAAGGAUAAUAUAGUCAUCAACCAACUAAAGACCAAGAUCAAUGUCAAGGAAUCACUUCACCAGAGCCAAGUCUAUGUUACCUUCCAGAUGCUGCCUGCAAUGGGGUCCCAGAUAUCUGGUUCAUGGGCAACCCUCUACUCACAAUUGCUUUUCUGUAGGACUUCUAACCCCGGAGCUUCCUCAAACACUUGCUUUCCAAUAAAAAUGUAACUUUCUGCA